Molecule: messenger RNA, 1122 nt
Organism: Lachancea dasiensis
Lineage: Eukaryota; Fungi; Ascomycota; Saccharomycetes; Saccharomycetales; Saccharomycetaceae
Source: the annotation of a GenBank genome assembly
AUGACUAGCGGGCUCUCGACAUCAGGUAGGGGAGAUGAAGGUCUCCAGGCCAUGGAGGCAAUGCGAUCCCAAAUGGCAAGUUUACGGCGUGAUGUGGAAACGCUGCAGUUGCAACUGCAGCACGAGAGAGCAGAGCGGGAAACUUUUGAGAGACUCGUCAGAAGACGACUACGAAGUGCUCCAGCAGCGGAAAUCCCCACCUCCAACGCAGAACAUGUUCUUCUAGAUGAAGACCAGAUGCGCAAUUUUGACGAGGUCAGUGCCCUGUUGGACGCUGCCAAUAGCACAUCCAACUCGGUUUCGACAACUUCACAACACACCCCAGCAACAACGACUCCCAAAGACGCCAACCCCUAUUUAGAGGAUUCGUUGGAUAAUGCACAUAAAUUGAACUUUGCUGGUUUGGCCGAUUUAUCUACAGACGGGGCAAAUCAUGCUAUGAACUCAAACAUGGCUGCUAGGGUUACUACACCUUAUCCACAAGGUGUCUUGCCGUCAUUAAUUUCGAAAGACUAUGAACAAAAUUCCAAUGGAGAAGACAUCACUUCUCUCAUUAACGAUGCUAUGGCACAAAAUUUGAGAAAACGAACAUUUUCCAACGAUUUUCCCUUGGCUCAGCCUCAAAGAGUUCGAGGUGGUAGCGCCGCUGACGCUAGCCAGUCCUUUGGUUUCACGCCGAACCCGUCAAUUCGUCAGUUCCCCGUCUUACCGCUCAGAAUGAAUACACCUGCGACUCCCAAUUUGAUUCACUGGAAUGGUCCCCCCACACCAUCGUCACAACUCGGGGAACGGGACAUUUUAGAAAAAUGGGGAAUCCGUUUUUCCGAAAAAUAUACCACAAUCAGCGAAGUCUGGAAUGAGUACCACAGAGUCGGCACCAAGGGUGUGUCGAUAAAAUCAUUAGAAGCGUCUUUCUCAACACGAUGGAGGGCUAAUCUCAAAAAGAACGUUAAAAAGAAAUAUAGCAGACGAUUAAUCAUUAUCAGGGCCAUCGAGACGGGCAUGAAGAGAGGUAAAACGCUGGAAGAAUGCAUUUCAAUCCUGGAGACAUUUCUUACCGAGGCAAAGAAGCCCGUUUCGCACUUAUAUAGGAAGGCAAAUUUGCCCACGGAGCUGACUUAA